UCAAACAUGGAGGAGCGCGAGCGGGGGGCGAGGCCGGCGCGCGCCGGGAGCCCCGCGCGCCCGCCCAGCCCGCGGCUGGACGUGAGCUCGGACAGCUUCGACCCGCUGCUGGCGCUGUACGCGCCGCGCCUGCCGCCCAUCCCGUACCCCAACGCGCCGUGCUUCAACAACCUGGCGGAGUACGAGAACUUCCUCAAGACCGGGGUGCGCGGCGGCGGGCGCGGCCGGGCGCGGGGCGCGGGCUCCCGGGGCGCCCCCGCCGCCGCCGACCCCGCGGGCAGCGCCCCCGCCGGACCCUCGGCUCGGCCCCGGCGCCGCCACGAGCCCCCCGCGCCGGACCCCGAGCGCAUCCAGCGCCUCCGCCGCCUCAUGGUGACCAAGGAGGAAGGGGACGGCGGGGACGGCGCGCGCCGCGGGGCACCGGCCCGGACCAAGAAGGCGCCGCGCAACGUGCUCACGAGGAUGCCCCUGCACGAGGGCAGCCCCCUGGGGGAGCUCCACCGCUGUAUCCGGGAGGGCGUCAAGGUGAACGUCCACAUCCGCACCUUCAAAGGGCUGCGUGGCGUCUGCACCGGCUUCCUCGUCGCAUUCGACAAGUUCUGGAACAUGGCACUUACCGAUGUCGACGAGACCUAUCGAAAGCCAGUUCUGGGCAAAGCAUAUGAACGGGAUUCUUCCUUGACGCUCACUCGGCUGUUUGACCGUCUGCGACUCCAGGACUCCGCCAAGAAGGAGGCCGACUCCAAGUCGGCCGUGGAAGACUCCACGCUGUCCAGAUACUCGCAGACGUCCACGUGGAAAGUGGCGUCCGUGUGGGGCCACGGGGACACCGGCCGGAGCUCCCGCCGGCGCUCCCGCUCCGUGCCCUCGUCCCUGCAGGCGUCGGCCAGGGAGGAGUCCAGGUCAGAGCUGUCGGGGAGAACUGCCCAGACCGAGGGCUCGAGUGCCGGGGGCACCCUGUCCAGGGCCACCACGCUCUCGCGGGGCCAGCCCCGCAAGAAAAAGCGCAAGGCCAAAGUGGACUACCAGCAGGUGUUCACGCGCCACAUCAACCAGAUUUUCAUCCGGGGUGAGAACGUCCUGCUCGUCCACCUGGCACAGUGA
Messenger RNA from Sorex fumeus (smoky shrew), 1104 nucleotides. It is a transcript of the gene LSM11, whose product is annotated as LSM11, U7 small nuclear RNA associated. The transcript has 4 exons. The record is from RefSeq and is a predicted model, not a curated record. NCBI's taxonomy places the organism in Eukaryota, Metazoa, Chordata, Mammalia, Eulipotyphla, Soricidae. Gene Ontology annotation, cellular component: U7 snRNP. The coding region runs from base 7 to 1104 and encodes 365 amino acids. Gene Ontology annotation, molecular function: U7 snRNA binding. Gene Ontology annotation, biological process: mRNA 3'-end processing by stem-loop binding and cleavage.